Messenger RNA from Cadophora gregata, 2154 nucleotides. RefSeq lists its product as uncharacterized. The coding region runs from base 1 to 2154 and encodes 717 amino acids. The record is from RefSeq and is a predicted model, not a curated record. The transcript has 3 exons. NCBI's taxonomy places the organism in Eukaryota, Fungi, Ascomycota, Leotiomycetes, Helotiales, Ploettnerulaceae.
AUGUCUUCCUACACCCGAGCUCACCAGAUCUUCGCUACGUCCCCAAAGAAGACCCUUGAGGCAUUCCUUGACGGCGAUUACUCUGUCAAGGAGUCUCUAGCCGAAACCUCUUGCGAUGAGACCACCACCCCAAAUACCGAAGACAGCGGCUAUGUCUCUCACACUGAUGUGACAACCGAGAAUUAUGUCAAUGGCUCCGAGCCAGAUUCUACUCCACUCCUCGAAACUGGUCUUGGCAGUAAGCUUGAUUUUAACACCUCCCACCAGGUCAUAGACGCAUUUUGGAACACACACAACAAGUGGACGAAGACCUUUGGAAACCCGGAUCUCAAGCUAGACUUCGAUGUCGAGUCAUACAUCAAAGAAGCAACUGACAAACUCUUCUCCGAUUCGUCCAACGAGGACUUUGGUACAAAACUCGAGAUUGCUAAUCAGAAGCUCUCUUGGUUGCUGGCUUAUUGCUGUCAACAGGAGUCAGAUGUGACGACUCACACUCUUGACGACUCUGAGAGUAGCUCCGAAGAUGAGCAAGAGGACUCGGAUGGAGAGCCUGCCCAUGAGAAGGAAGAUGGUAAGGACCAAGGCGAGAGCGUCAUGGUGGAGGAGGACACGGAGGGCACCACACAAAGCCUUGAGGCCGCUACAGACGAGCAGAUCGAGGUAGAGGAAGGCGUCGGAGCAUCCCCAGAUGACACCGACUCAGAUGACUCGGACUCAUCAGAUUCUGGCUCGGACUGGAUGCCGAAGAAGAAGCCUGCCCCCACUCCUGCGACCAAAUCGAAAAAAAGAAGUCGUGAGGUCUACGAGACCCAACAGGAGAAGAACACUCGCUGGCAAGCCUAUAAGAAGCGCAGAAAUGAUCGUUUCUUGGCCGGAGUACCAGUCGCCGAGGCGAACGACAAGAGACUCCGGAAGGAAAAGGAGAUAAACUCCCUGUAUCAUCCAUUUGGCAAAGUCGACGGCCUAUACAUCGGCAUAGCUCCACAGACUGCAGUCGAUCUCGAUUCAGACGAUGAUCUCUGGUGGAGGACUCCAUUCACAUCGAUAAUGGAGAAGCCUUCGAGCAAGAGAUCGCGUGACGAAGACGAAGACGAGCAGCCUCAGCCCGCCAAGAAAGUCCAGAAGACAGCCGUUUAUACUGGACGAAGACUGACAACAGCCCAGAAAUGGUUCCUUGAAAAGGGUAAGAUCAAACCAGGACGUGUCACCGUCGACAGGUUGAGACCUGGAGCCAAGGGUCGUACCUUCGAGCAGAAGAUGCGAGGAGACUGGGGCACUCCCAAGGCCACACUCACCAUGGCGCAAUUAAACACCAUCCGCAAGCACGCCAAGUACACGAUGAAUCAGUACCAUGGCAAGAAAACUUUCCCUCAAACGUCGAUGACUCACAGAGAAGCCCUCAACUUCAACCAAUUCCUCCGGCAUACAACCUCAAAAUAUGCCCUGGAGCGAGGUGAUGUCUGGGAGGAGGACCCGAUCAUCGACGGCCAUUUGAUCAAGUACGAGCUGGGAAAGUUCCGGCAGAUUCGUGAAGGAAAGCAGGCUAGACGCAAUCGACUUGCUGCUGGAGAGGAUCAAGACAGCGAAUCUGAUCUGUCGGACGAUGAUUCGAAGUACGAUGACGAUAAGGCAACUUGCGGAUGGAAUUUGGAAGAGAGAAUGGAACGCUACUUGGCAAAAAAGAGAGCCAAGGAGGCUGGAUUACAGGAGGAAUUUGAUGAGGAGGAGGUCGUUGAGCAGCCAAGCCGCCGCCAAUAUAAGCGCAAGCGUGGGGUCAUGCAGCAAGAGGACGAGGACAGAGAGGAGGUUGCUGAACAGCCACGUCGUCGCCAAUACAAGCGCAAGCGCCUAGACAUGGAAGAGGAAGAUGACGAGGAGGACGAUCGGAAGAAGGUUCGCAAACCUCGCCGCAAGAACAAGGGCAAGGGUAGAGCCGUGCCACGUGCUGAUGAGGAGGAUUAUCGGGAUGACGACCGAAAGCCACGCCGAAAGUACAUUGCCAAGAACAAGGGCAAGGGCAAGGCAGCUACGCAAGUGGACAAGGAAUUUGGAGAGGCUACAGAAGACCAGGAAGAGACCGCGGUUUGGGAGAGAGCUGGGCCAUCGCAGACAAUCCAGCCUCAGGAGGAGAGUGAGGAAAGCGAGGAAGAGUGA